Molecule: messenger RNA, 1994 nt
Organism: Cinclus cinclus
Lineage: Eukaryota; Metazoa; Chordata; Aves; Passeriformes; Cinclidae
Gene: SMPD2
Product: sphingomyelin phosphodiesterase 2
Exons: 10
Coding region: 385-1614 (409 amino acids)
Cellular component (GO): cytoplasm
Molecular function (GO): sphingomyelin phosphodiesterase activity
Source: RefSeq, a predicted model, not a curated record
CCUGGACCACAAGUCACUGAUAGGCAGAGGGGGUUUGAGCCCUGUACCCCAUCCCUGGCCCACUGGUGUCCCCAGCCACUGGAUGUAGGCAUCCAAACCAUUCACACGGGUGGUUUGGGUACAUUGAUCCCUGUACAGAGGCAAUUUAGGGUUCGGGGUGGUCCUUGCAUGCAGGAAAGGAAGAGAAAGGGCUGGAGCACCCUGAGCACUCUUCCUUCCUUCCUGGCCUUUGCCCUGGCUCAGCCCUUCCGCCUCCCUGGCCUGACUCCUUAGUUCUGUCCUGCAGCCUGCACUGGCUCCUGGGGGCUGUCACCCCAACCCGCUCCCUGCAGGUCCCCCCUCUGCCCGGGACUGCCCACGGACCCCACAACGCCCCGGCAAGCGAUGGAGGGAGAGCCCACCCUGCGCCUCCGUAUCUUCGACCUCAACUGCUGGGCCAUCCGCUACCUGAGCAAGCGGCGGCAGGAGCGCGUCCGGCUCAUCGGGGACAAGCUGUGCCAGGAGGGCUUUGACCUGGUGCUGCUCCAGGAGGUGUGGAGCGAGCAGGACUACAGUGACCUGAAGGCGAAACUAGCAGGCUGUUAUCCCUUCUCCCAUUACUUCCGCAGUGGGGUGAUCGGCAGCGGCCUCUGCGUCUUCUCCAGAUUCCCCAUUCUGGACACGCUCCUCUACCAGUACUCACUGAAUGGGUACCCCUAUAUGCUCCAGCAUGGGGACUGGUUCUGUGGCAAGUCCGUCGGUCUCGUCAUUAUGAAGAUUUCAGGGAUCAUCUUCAAUGUCUAUGUCACCCAUCUGCAUGCAGAGUACUGCCGGGACAAGGACGCCUACCUGCCUCACCGCCUGGUGCAGGCCUGGGAGCUGGCACAGUUCAUCCGACACACCUCAAAGGCAGCAGAUGUGGUGCUGCUAGGAGGGGACCUGAACAUGCACCCUGAAGAUGUGGGCAUCCAGCUGCUGCGUGGCUGGACGGGGCUGCGGGAUGCCUUUGCUGAGGCCACACGCUUUGAGGGCUGUAAGAAUGGUUGCACCCUUGUCCCUGACAACUGCUUCACUGACAAAUCAGAGAUGCUGCCCUUCCCGUUGGGCAUCCGCAUUGACUACAUCCUCUACAAGGCCAUCUCCAGCUUCACGGUGAAGUGUGAAGAGCUGAAGACCACCACGGGGCCAGCCCCAGGCAUGGCCAUCCCCUUCUCAGACCAUGAAGCCGUGAUGGCAACACUGCACAUCCAGAGGCAGGGACAGCCUGCGGGUGCCACCCUUGGUACAGCUGACCUGGCACUGGCAGAUGUGGUGACGGAGGCACGGACAGAGGUGGGCGUGGGGCUGCGGGCGGCGCAGCAGCAGCGCUACUCCUGGGGCAGGAUGGCCGUGCUGGCCCUGCUGCUGCUGCUGCUCCAGGCCGCAGCUGCACUGGGCACGCUGGCUGGACUGGGAGUAGAGCAGCCCUUCCCCAAGCUCUCCUUCUGCCUGCUGGCCUUCCUCUCCCUCGGUGUCCUCAUCCUUGCCACUGGUCUCCACAUGUUUCAUACCAUGGAGGUGAAGAUGCUGCAUGGCACUGAGGAUCAGAUGUGGAUGGCACUGCGGACCCUGCAGGAGCGCCCCAGCGAAGGCUGAGCUGAGGCUGUGUCCCGACAAUGUCCCUUUGGCCCCACCCUGUCCUCUUUUUCAUCCUUGUUUUUAGCUGACUUCACGUUUUAAGUGAGCAGCACUGCAGCCAAUGCAGUAGUGCAGGUUUGACAGCUGCCUCUGGGUGAAAUUGUGAUUUUUGGGGUAGAUUUAUUGCAUUGACCCCUGUGAGAACUACAACGGAGGCAGAUUUUUAUUGCUGUCUUUUUAAAUACACCCUUUUGUACAUGGAAGGACCCACUGGCCUGGCUGGAAGGCCUGAGAGGCUGAGUCCCCCCUUGUCUGGGCGGCCUCAAAGUUUACACUGGUGGCUGUUCUGGCAACUAGUCCUGACUCUGAUGGAAAAUAAAAGUGCUAUUUUAACCUUU